This is a messenger RNA of Athene cunicularia (burrowing owl), 3970 nucleotides long. RefSeq names its product zinc finger protein 629-like. Bases 3 to 3515 code for a protein of 1170 amino acids. Gene Ontology annotation, biological process: regulation of transcription by RNA polymerase II. Gene Ontology annotation, molecular function: RNA polymerase II cis-regulatory region sequence-specific DNA binding; DNA-binding transcription factor activity. Lineage: Eukaryota; Metazoa; Chordata; Aves; Strigiformes; Strigidae. The transcript has 10 exons. The record is from RefSeq and is a predicted model, not a curated record.
CCAUGUCUGUGCUCCCGCAGGAGCUGGAGUGGGACAUGGAAUCCCAGGAGCUGGCUCUGGAGCAGCCGCUGCCCGCCGCCGAGCAGGGCCCCGCCGGGGAGGCCGAGCUACCGGCCGCCGAGAUCUCCCUGACGCUGGUCACCGAGAUCCAGGCCGUGGAUAGGAAAGUGGACGCCCAGGCCGCCCAGCUGAUGAACCUAGAAGGGAGGAUGAGGAUGGCGGAAACCAAGCUGAUCGGUUGUGAGAAGACGGCGGUGGAGUUCGGGAACCAGCUGGAGAGCAAGUGGACCGCGCUGGGCACCCUCAUCCAGGAGUACGGGCAGCUGCAGAAGAGGCUGGAGAACAUGGAGAACCUCCUGAAGAACAGGAACUUCUGGAUCCUGCGCCUGCCCCCCGGGGCGAAGGGGGAAGUCCCCAAGGUCCCUGUGGCAUUCAACGAUGCAUCGUUUAACUUCUCUGAGGAGGAGUGGAAGAGCUUGAACGAGUGGCAGAAGGAGCUUUACAGGCACAUCAUGAAAGGCAACUACGAGGCCGUCAUCUCGAUGGAUGCUGCCAUUUCGAAGCCCGACCUCCUGUCACGCAUCGAGCAAGGAGAGGAUCCCAACGCAGAGGACCAGGAGGACUCUGAGGGAGGAGAAACCCCUACGGACCCCAGCACUGAGUUUUCAUUUCUUGGUCCUGACGACAGCUCGUGGAGUAAAUACGAAGAGACUCUGGCUGAAAGCCACGAGGGCUCUGACGAAGAGGAGGGCAUGGAGGUCCCUAGUACAUAUGAACAGCAGUGUGAUGAGGAAGGUUCCGAAAGCCUUGAGCUUCCUAGCUCCUUGACAGGAAAGUGGGAGGAGGUUUUCUCAAGCCCAGAGGAAGAGAUGAAGCCGAGCGGCAAGAGCCGGGGCGGGUCAACCCCACAGCAGAGAACCUCAACGGGCAAUGGGCUGAGGCGUUCUGCUCGCCGUGGGAGAGACUUGGCCAAGAAAGACGCCCCCGAGGAUGCAGCUGCGGUGGAGGGGCCCUACAUCUGCUGCGAGUGCGGGGAGAGCUUCCUCGACAAGGAGCUCUUUGCCGCCCAUCAGAAGGCACAUGCCAGCGAGGAAGCCUGCACUUCCCUGGAGCAGGCAGAGAGCUUCCGGCAGAAAUCCAAAACGACGCCUCCAAAAGGCCAAGGGUCUUCCCGUUCCAAACCGUCCAAGCGGCCCGACGGGGAGAAGAGCCCCAGUUUCAAGUAUGGCUUUGUCAGGCACCAGGUGAACAACAUGGUGGAGAGACCCUACACGUGCUCCCAGUGCAAGGAGAGCUUCAGCCUGGAAGUGAGCCUCAUCUUGCACCAGAAGCUCCAUACAGGGAAGGGUGACGGGCCGCUGACGUGCACCUACUGCGGGAAGGACUUCCGAGACCUCUCCAAAGCCAUCCGCCAUCAGCGCAUCCACACCGGGGAGAGGCCCUACCAGUGCACCGAGUGCGGGAAGAGCUUCAUCCGGCGGGACCACCUGCUCAAGCACUGGCGGGUCCACACCGGGGAGACUCCCUACCAGUGUCCCGUCUGCGGGAAGCACUUCCGCUACAAAGAAUCUCUGAAUUGCCACCAGAAAAUCCACUCCCGCAACCCCCGGCCCAUGGAGGAUUCGCAGCACAACCUGGAGUCGGCCACUCAAACCAGCCAUUUCUGUGUGAAAAAAGAAACUAAGCAGUACCUGCUCGACCUCGAGGGUCGGACGGGGAUGGCGGAGAAGAAGCUGAUCGACUGUGAAAAGACGGCGGCGGAGCUGGGGAACCAGCUGGAGAGCAAGUGUGCAGCGCUGGGCACCCUCAUCCAGGAGUACGGGCUGCUCCAGCGGCGCCUGGAGAACAUGGAGAACCUCCUGAAGAACAGGAACUUCUGGAUCCUGCGCCUGCCGCCGGGCAGGAAGGGGGAAGUCCCCAAGGUGCCGGUGACGUUUGAUGACGUGUCCGUCUAUUUCAACGACAAGGAAUGGGAGAAGCUGGAGGAGUGGCAGAAGGAGCUCUACAAGAAUGUGAUGAAGGGGAACUACGAGUCGCUGAUCUCCCUGGACUAUGCAAUUUCCAAACCCGGUGUUUUGUCUCAGAUCGAGCAAGGAGAGGAAUCGCGGGUCAGGAAUGAGCAGGACUUAGAGGAGAGCGAGAUCAUGACUGAUGCCACCGCAGCUGGCAUAAGGGUUGUGAUCAAAACAGAGGAGCUCCUUCCUGAAGACAGCCCCGAAAACCCCGAGCUGCACGGGAUGUCGGGGCAGUCGGAGGGGAGCUUCCAGAGUCCGGACGAGGAGGCAGCCUGCGAGAGUCCCUACGGCUCCGUCUCCCCUCCGAGGGACCUGCCAGGAACCAGCCUGGGUGACUCGUCCGAAUACGUAGCUGACUUCAACGAGAUCCAGAGAGUCAUCGUUCACCACGGGAGCUGCACAGAGGACGGGAUUGUGAUCAAGACAGAAGAGGAGGAGGAGGAGGAGGACGACCCCGACACCCUGGAGCCGUGCGCCAUGUUCUCGGGCAGGACCGAGCCGCCAGCGUUCCCUAGCCAUGAGGCCGGGCUGGGCUGCGAGGCGCAGUGCAGCUCCAAAACGCAGCCCAGGAGCCUGGCGGCCGCCCGCGUGGGGAAGCCCCCCGCCUGCGAGAGGGACUCCGGGGAGAUGAAGCCAGCCAUUGCCCAGCAGCGGAACCGGACGAGGGAGAGACCCUACAUCUGCCCCGAGUGCGGGAAGAGCUUCAUGCUCAAGAUCAACUUCAUGAUCCACCAGCGCAACCACCUCAAGGAAGGGCCCUAUGAGUGCCACGACUGCGACCUCAGCUUCCGCAACAAGCAGCAGUUCCUGCUGCACCAACGCAGCCACACGCGCCGGGGCGUGGGGGUCCCCCGACGCCCUGAGCACGGCCUCAAGCCCCAGGCACGGCCCCCACCUCCGGGGAAGCCCUACAAAUGCUCUGAGUGUGAGAGCAGCUUCAGCCACAAGUCGAGCCUCAGCAAACACCAGAUCACCCAUGUCGGGGAGAGGCCCUUCACCUGCAGCGAGUGCCGGCGGAGCUUCCGCCUGCAGAUCAGCCUCAUCAUGCACCAGAGGAUUCAUGCUGGCAAGAGCGAGAUGGCCUUCCUCUGCCCCCAGUGCGGGAAGAACUUCACCCGGCCCUCCCACCUCCUGCGGCACCAGCGGACUCACACCGGCGAGCGGCCCUACCAAUGCAGCCAGUGCGAGAAGACCUUCAGCGAGAAGUCCAAGCUCACCAACCAUUACCGCAUCCACACCCGGGAGCGCCCGCACGCCUGCGCCGUCUGCGGGAAGGGUUUUAUCCGCAAGCACCAUCUCCUGGAGCACCAACGCAUCCACACGGGCGAGCGGCCCUACCACUGCAGCGAGUGCGGCAAGAACUUCACGCAGAAGCAUCACCUCCUGGAGCACCAGCGGGCGCACACCGGCGAGCGGCCCUACCCCUGCACCGAGUGCACCAAGUGCUUCCGCUACAAGCAGUCCCUCAAGUACCACCUGAGGACGCACAUGGGAGAGUGAGGGGCUGCCGACGGCUUCCUCUCCCUCCCCUCCCUCUCUCCCUCCAUCCAUCCCUCCAGCCCUCCUCUUCCUCCUCCUCCUCCUCCUCUGCUCAUCUCUCCCUCCCCUCCCUCCAUCUCCCCCCCACCCCCGGCUCAGGGCAUGGACAUCAAGGAAGCUUUGUGUGGUAGCGCCGCUGGUCUGGUGGAGACAGCUAGGCUGAUUGGAAAUAAAUUAAUUAAUUAAAGCAAGCAAUGCGCGGCAAAAUUAAAAGAUUAUAUAUAAAUAAAAUUAACAGCAGCAGCUGAUUUAGGGGGAAUCCUCACCGUCAGAAAAAAGCAAACAAAACAACAACAAAAGAAACCUGUGCAGGGUGUUUUGCCGGAGUAGGACUCUUAACUGCUUUUUAAAUCUACUGUUUGGUUUUUUUUAAUAAAUGUGGAGGAACUUUUUAUUUCAUAAGCAAACCCAGGAUC